This is a messenger RNA of Eimeria acervulina, 1431 nucleotides long. RefSeq lists its product as hypothetical. NCBI's taxonomy places the organism in Eukaryota, Apicomplexa, Conoidasida, Eucoccidiorida, Eimeriidae. Bases 1 to 1431 code for a protein of 476 amino acids. The transcript has a single exon. The record is from RefSeq and is a predicted model, not a curated record.
AUGAGCGGACUGCGCGCUCGAGGGCUUCUACGAAACGCCAGCUGCGCCAUCCUCGGCGCUUUUAUUCUUGUUCAGCGGAAGGGUGGCGUGGAUGCAGCUUUCAAUGACCUCACAGGCAGCAUGGGAGACCACCAACAGAGACAGUCAGCUCCCCCUCCUCCUGCAGUACCACCAGCUACCGUGGCAGCGUAUGAGGAUAUUCCGCCUCCAUCCGAAGAGGCAGAAGCUGGAGCAGCAGCAGCAGGAGCACUAGGAGUUAGUCAGGGUGUACUUCCGCUGCAGGGGGUCCCCGGACAUUUCCCUUCGCUUUUCCCUUCCUUUGGAGGGGCCCCCAACCCUGUAGUCGGGUGGCCGCCAUUCCAGCCGCAGGCUUCUGCAGCACCACCAGCAGCAGGACCAGGACCAGGAAUUGCAUCUGGAUUUUUGUCGUUUCCUGGGGGCAUUCCCAACAAUCCAGCAGCAGGUGUGUUAGGGGCGGGAGUAGCUGGAAUAGGCGGCUGGGGUCCACCUAGUAGCAGGGAGUCUCGGAACGCAUUGGCUGCAGGACUGACUUUGCAUACGCCCGAGUCAGGCGACGUGCUGACAGCUCCCUGUGUUUCCGAUACGAGCGUGCCAGUUGGGUUCUUUCCGAGUUGCAAUGGGGUAUACAAGGUCCCUCGUUUCCCCUCAAGCGUUCAUUCAUUGAGCGAGCCGAGCGAGGAAGCCAUAAAAAAUUGCGCCGUACGAGUGUCUGCAUCGCAGAUGACCAACGGCUUUAGCGAUAAUCUUAAGUCUGGGGGCGUCAACGUUACGGGCAAUGCUCAUUCCCAAUUGUUGCGCAUCAUCGCUACCAGCUCCCCGCGUUACACCUCAAAGCUAGGUUCGCCGAUAGUACUGUUCCAGCGAGUGAUGGGCAUGCGGUUGAGCUACGAAGUAAAGGUGGCAGUGCCAAAGGGAUGCGUGUUGCUCCACGGCGACCCCCGUGCGAUGGCUGUUAUUAGGCGAGAUGGCAGCUAUGUUGUGGGGGCGGUCAUUAUAGUGCCCCCUGAUGUUCCAGCAGAAUACACUUCGUCCGUGGCUGCAGUGCCUGCCGACCUCGUGGCAUUCGCAGCCGGGCUGCCGCCCGACUCGAACUUUCAGCCAGCGGGACACUGCGUGUUUGUCGCCCAUUUCACCACCACGCCGGACAAUAUACGACUUUUCGCCUCCCUUACCCAAGUUAGAGUGGAAGCCCAAUCGGCGCUGGGCACAGAGACGCUGCAGCUCGAGAUUCCCCUUGUGUGUUUGCCGCAGUCGCUACACCGCACUGCCAUUUGGGCAACACCACUACACAACGGAACGGCCGCUAUCGUCGCUUUCAGCCCCCCGCCAAAGCCCGAGCCCGAGUGGUUCGUUGUGCGCACCUCUGGUGACGAAGCUGCGCUGCAGCGCUUGGUGGGAGUACGGCCCUGA